CAGACAAACCGGGGUCCUCGCCGCUGAUUGGCUGCCGAGCUGCCUCCUGAAAUUCGAAUUUGAACGGAGCUUGUUUUUGUCCAGAGAGAGAGAGAUAGAGAAGAGGAACCGGGAAGAGAACCACACCGAACCGGAGAACGAAGCGUUAGUUCCGUCUCACCCGGCCCGUUCGUGGACACCGAGCCGCCUCGAGCCGAGCACCAUGGACCCCUACACCGAGAAACUGCUGGAGCGGACUCGGGCGCGCCGAGAAAACCUGCAGAAGAAGCUGGCGGAGCGCCCGGCGGCGGGCGGCGCCCGGCCCAUGGCGAAGCGCCCCCGGGAGCCUCUGGGAGAGACCAACAGCGUGACGGUCCAGGCUGCCGCUGACGCAGUCCUCGCGGCCCCCCAGGCCUCCACCAAGCCGUCCCCCUCCAAGCGGAAGUGCUCCGGGGAAAACCUCCAGCCCGCCGCCGGCGAGGAGAACCGGGAGCCGGCGGCGGUCCGACCCGCGGCCCCCCGGCUCUCAGACCCCCCCACAGACAAGACCCCGGCGGGUCCGUCUGGCGGCCGGCACUCCUCCACCCGGGCCGCCGCGCCGCCGGAGCCGCAGAGGGCGGUCCCAGCAGCCCCUGAGGUGCAGGAGGAGGAACCGGCCCCCCCGGCGGCCCUCAUGAGGUCCCGUCUGCAGCGGCUGGCGGAGCAGAGGAGGUGCUGGGACGGAGACGCCUCUGCAGAGGCAGCUGCAGACUGCCCCCCCCUGUCUGUGCUGAGCAGACCAGCUGAGGCCCCAGUGGCCCCCCCGGCCUCCUCAGAAGCCCCGGUGGGCAGGAGGGGCCGGCUGGCCCACCUCGCCGCCACCAUCGGGUCCUGGGAGGACGACCUGAGCCACGCCAACAUCCCCAAGGAGAGCCCCAAGGUGGAGCAGCAGACUUCAAGGUGGAGGGUUCCUGCCAAGGAGAAGACCCCCGCCUCUUCAUCCAGCCUCCUGAAGACCCCCGCCUCCUUCCCUCCUCCACCCAGCUCCACCCUGACCUCAGCCUCUUCAUCCAGCCCCCUGAAGACCCCCGCCUCCUUCCCUCCUCCACCCAGCUCCACCCUGACCUCAGCCUCUUCAUCCAGCCCCCUGAAGACCCCCGCCUCCUUCCCUCCUCCACCCAGCUCCACCCUGACCCCCGCCUCUUCAUCCAGCCCCCUGAAGACCCCCGCCUCCUUCCCUCCUCCACCCAGCUCCACCCUGACCCCCGCCUCUUCAUCCAGCCCCCUGAAGACCCCCGCCUCCUUCCCUCCUCCACCCAGCUCCACCCUGACCUCAGCCUCUUCAUCUAGCCCAAUGAAGUCCAAGACCCCGUCCACUGGUCCCUACACCUCCUGCAGCCCCCAUAAAGCUGAAGUGCGCCCCCAGGCACCCCACCAGGAGAAGCCCCACCAGGAGAAGCCCCACCAGGAGAAGCCCCCCUCCGGAGCUCCUGCAGCUGUCAAAUCCUUCCUGGAACGCUUCGAGGAGCGAUGUCAGGAGCGGGCCCUCCACCCACCACCACAGGCCAGGACCCCCGCCGGAGGGCCCGCCCAGGCCAGGACCCCCGCCGGAGGGCCCGCCCAGGCCAGGACCCCCGCCGGAGGGCCCGCCCAGGCCAGGACCCCCGCCGGAGGGCCCGCCCAAUCCAGGACCCCCGCCGGGACCCCCAACACCAAGCUGGUGCAGGAUAGGCUGAGAGCGGCCCAGAAUGCCAACACCAGUACUGCUGACCUGACUCAGAGACAGAAGCUGGAGCGAGAGUCUGAGCUGGCUCUGAUCAGGAAUCGAUUCCAGAAGGGAAACAACGUCUGGAGGAACAACGACCAGCAGCUGCAGAGCAAAGCCAGCUCAGACCAGCAGCUGGGACCGUCAGAGUCCAGCAGCACCGCACAGGAGCCGAGCGAGGAGCCAGCAGAGAGUGAAGAGAAAACCAGUGAGUCUCAGGAAGAACCCGAAACGCAGACGCCCUCCAAGACCACCGCAGGUCCCGCCCUGACGUCUCCUCCGGUCUCCACAUCGAGUCCUCUGAGGUCUACGGAGGACGAGGGCCAGGUGGCCAGCCGGGAUCAGACCAUCAACUCUGCCGUCAUCAGCCAGCUGUUUGAAGGAGUGCUGGACCAGACGGAGGAGGAGGAGGAGGAGGAGGAAGAUGCUCUGAACAUCUCCUCCAUGUCCCUCCUCACGCCGCUGGCCGCGGUGGUGAAGAGUCCGGAGAGAGGGAUGAUGACCUCCACCCCCGCCAACUCCUUCCUCCUGAAGAACACCACCCCGGACCGCAUGACCAGGCCCGGCAGGACCCACAAGCCCGUCGUGGUCGACAGCUCGUCCUCAGACAGCCUGGAGACCGGCGAGGAUGAGCCGAGGCUGCCGUACAGCAUCGACGCCUACCGGUCGACCAGGGUGAAGGAGACGGAGCGGCCGGGCAUCAAGCAGGUCAUCGUGAGGAAAGAGGACGUCUCCCAGAGAGCCGGCGAGCCCCGGGGAGCCGGCCUCCUCAACAUCAAGCAGAAGAUGAAGGUUCUGACCGGCGAGAUGAACCUGCAGCAGACGGUGAUCCACCAGGCCAGCCAGGCGCUGAACUGCUGCACCGACGAGGAGCAUGGGAAAGGCUCGCAGGUGGAGGCCGAGGCCGAGAGGCUGCUGCUGGUGGCCACCGAGAGGAGAGAAGCCCUGAAGUAUGAGCUGGAGCGCCUCCGCGGGAGGCCCGCCGCCCCCCCGGACCCCCCGGCCACCUCGGCCUCCAGGGGCUCCAUCAGCCUGCAGGAGCUCCGCCUGCCUCUGAAGGCCGACUUCGUCUGCUCCACUGCCGGCAGAUCGGAGUCCAAACACUCCUUCUUCAUCCUGAUCCGGGCUGGCGCCGAGCACACCGUGGCCACUCCGUUAGCCAGCACGCACCGCGGCCUGAGCGGAGACACGCUCACCUUCAACACCACCUUUACACUGGCCGACGCCUCCAGUGACUUUGAAAUCGACGUUGAAGUUUACUGUUUGGUGCAGAAACGUGAGCUGUGCACUGACAAGAAGAAGAAAACCAGCAAGUCAAAGGCCAUCACCCCAAAGAGAUUCCUCGCCAUCUCCAAAGCUGCUCAGACUCCAGUGGUGGCCAGUCCAGGAGGUCCUCACGCCGUGCGAACCAGCAACUUCGUCCUGGUGGGAUCUCACAAGCUGACUCUGUCCUCCAUCGGGAAGAACAAGUUUCCUCUGGAGAAGAUCAAAUGUGAAGGAAGUGAGAGAGCGCUGCUCAGUGACAUGUUUCAGUCCAAGGUCCCCUUCCUGUGUCCCCUGGAGGGACACGUCUUCCUCAAGCUGCAGUGUGAAGUGGGCUCCAAGGUGGAGGAGAGGGGCUUCCUGACCAUGUUUGAGGAUGUGAGUGGAUUCGGGGCCUGGCACAGGAGGUGGUGCGUGCUGUCGGGGUACUACAUCUCCUACUGGACAUACCCGGACGACGAGAGGCGGAAGGCAAGUCCACCAGCAAUCCCAUCGGGCCGCAUCAACCUGGCGAGCUGCACCAGCAGAGCGGUGGAACCGGCCAACAGAGAGUUCUGCGCUCGGCCCAACACCAUGGAGCUGAUCACAGCCCGACCGCAGAGGGAGGGCGACAAGGAGACGCUGGUCAGCCAGUGUGCCAACAACAUGUGUGUCACCACAAACUGGCUCAGCGCCGACACUAAAGAGGAGCGGAACCUGUGGAUGAAGAAGCUGAACCAGAUCCUGACGGACCUGCGGAUGUGGCAGCCUGACGCCUGCUUCAGACCCCAGUAACCCCGCUCCAGUAACCCUGCUCCAGGCCCCAGUAUCUCCAGUAACCCUGCUCCGGGCCCCAGUAACCCUGCUCCAGGCCCCGGUACCUCCGGUUUCUCUGCUCCGGGCCCCAGGCCCUCUAAGUUGUCCUCAGUAAUCUGGUGUUGUCAGUGCAAUAGUGCCGGCGUUCUGGGAGGAGGAUAAAGCCAUACGUGUGACGCUGGUGUUUCUGCACAGUUUUGGUCAGAGUGUUGAUCCUCAACACGCUGAGCACUGCUUCUUUUCACUUAUAUUAUUGGUGUUGAGCUGCAUGUAAAUGUUGAAUUAAAGCUUUGUACUUUAUAUAGAUAUAUUAGCUUUGACACGUUGCGACGGGACUUGUGAGUUCCUCGUUGCGGCGCACAGACUCUUGGUCACAUUUCAGUUUGAGGUUCAUUUUAAGUGUUACUGCUUCAGCUGCUCCUUUCACAUUAUUUCAUUUGAUAAGAAUUUGCAUGUUUUAUAUCCGAUGUACGUAUCGAGGAAUCAGCUCUCAGGGCCCCCAAGCUGAAAUCCAACAUUAGCUCAGUUGACAAUGCACAGU
Messenger RNA from Salarias fasciatus (jewelled blenny), 4322 nucleotides. RefSeq names its product anillin, actin binding protein (gene anln). Gene Ontology annotation, biological process: mitotic cytokinesis; actomyosin contractile ring assembly; septin ring organization. Lineage: Eukaryota; Metazoa; Chordata; Actinopteri; Blenniiformes; Blenniidae. Gene Ontology annotation, cellular component: actomyosin contractile ring. The record is from RefSeq and is a predicted model, not a curated record.